This is a messenger RNA of Lethenteron reissneri (Far Eastern brook lamprey), 2508 nucleotides long. RefSeq names its product UDP-glucuronosyltransferase 2A2-like. Gene Ontology annotation, molecular function: glucuronosyltransferase activity. The record is from RefSeq and is a predicted model, not a curated record. NCBI's taxonomy places the organism in Eukaryota, Metazoa, Chordata, Hyperoartia, Petromyzontiformes, Petromyzontidae.
AAGUCAAAAUUUACUUUGUCCCUACCCUGAUAGACUUUGCACUGGCCGCACCCUAUCACGGAAAACAUGUGUUUUUUUCCUGACCACAUUGUAGGUCAGGAUUUGUUCUGUAUAUUCCCGUGACUGGCUUCAUGCGCAAGAUUCUGAAAAUGCUGUUGGUGUGGACAUCCCUUUGUCUCAUCGCUGGUUUUCCACAAGUCAUACACGCUGGGAAUGUUCUCGUGUGGCCAGCUGAGGCGAGUCACUGGUUGAACAUCAGAGUCAUCAUGGACGAACUCAUUGAGCGCGGACACCAGGUCACCGUGAUUGUCCCCACUGGGGCAAUGUUCAUGAAAACCGAGGACUUGGGUCACGUGCAACACGAGCUCCUCAAAGUCAACUACACAAAGGAAGGGCAGGAGGUCAUUAUGAACGAGUUCUUUCAGUUUUGGAUUUUCGAAUUCUCCAAACACUCGUACUGGGAGAUCUACAAGCGGCACUCUGCGGUGAUGGUGGAAAACCAAAGGAUCGCCAAGGAAAUGUGCAUGGCAUUGACACGCGACAAGGACUUGGUCUCUCGUCUGCGGGAUGGCCACUUCCACGUGCUCCUAGCCGACCCAGUCGCAGUGUGUGGUGAUGCGCUGGCUCUAACACUGGGCAUCCCCUACGUCUACUCACUGCGCUUAUCACUGGGCUAUGUGGCUGAGCGCUACUGCGGGGCGAUGCCCGCACCUCCAUCCUACGUGCCCGUGCCCAUGUCUGAUCUCACGGACCAGAUGCACUUCUGGCAACGAGUGCGAAAUACCGCGAUGUACGCAUUUACUGACGUACUGACUUUCAUCAUGGCCAGAGAGUUUAACAAAGCAUACAGUGAAGUGCUAGGAGAGGAAACGACAAUCUGCCAGGUGAUGAGCGGCGCCGAGUUCUGGCUCAUCCGGAACAACUGGGACCUCGACUUCCCACGCCCGUUCCCCCCAAACUUCGUCUUCGUCGGGGGGCUCCACUGCAAACCCGCAAAGCCCUUACCCGAGGACUUUGAAGAGUUUGCGCAGAGCUCAGGUGAGCACGGCCUAAUUGUGUUCUCGCUGGGAUCCAUGAUCAAAUACAUGCCUGUCGAGAGGGCUGAAGUGAUCGCCUCUGCACUCGCUCAGCUGCCACAGAAGGUGGUGUGGAGAUACGAGGGGGAGAAGCCGUCUUCCCUGGGCUCCAACACUAAGCUGGUGCCCUGGCUGCCACAGAACGACUUGCUGGGCCACCCGAAGACCCGUGCCUUCAUUACGCACGGCGGGACUAACGGUGUCUACGAGGCAAUCUACCAUGGCGUCCCCAUGCUCGGCUUCCCGCUUUUUGGCGACCAGAAGGACAACCUCCUGAGAGUGCAGACGCGUGGGGUUGCUAUCGUGCUGGACAUCAACACGGUCACUGCCCAGGAGAUCCGAGAUGCAGUCGACUUGCUCAUCAACAACAGCAGCUACCAGGAGAGCAUUGAGCACCUCUCGCGCCUCCACCACGACCAGCCCGAGCGACCGAUAGACCGCGCGGUGCACGCGCUGGAGUUCGUGAUGCGUCACGGCCAUGCGCGCCACCUGCGCACAGCGGCUCAUCAACUCGCCUGGUAUCAGCUGCACUGCCUGGACGUGGUGGCCUUCCUGAGUGCUGCUGCAGGGUUCGCCCUCACGCUGCCUGUCCUCCUCUGCCGCCUGUGCUGCCACUGCAGGAGGGCGGCCAAAGUGGCAGGAAAGAAGAGCAAGAAGGAGUGAGGAGAGCUGGGGUCACUCUUAUAUGAAAAUCAGUUAUUUCCUUGGACAGAAUUUAAUGAAUUGACAAAACGCAACACAGCUGUUGCUUUGUCAAUGAAAACACAAUAAUAGGUAUUCUUUGGGUCUUUCAGUAAAGUCAUGUAGUUAUGUUCAAAAUAAUAAAACAAAGAAAAAACUACGACGUUUCGAUCGCAACACAAGCAACUGUCAUGAGGAGGAAAUAAGUAUAACCCGUAAAAACAAAGUUUUUCACUAUAAAUCCUUUAUAUGCGUGGCGGCUAGAGUCCUCUCGUCAUCUGGCUUGAGAUGGCUGCCACUUAUGGGUCAGAUGAUUGUCUGCCAGUAUUAAGCAAUUGGUAAUUGAAUAUUUAAUUUGUUUUCCCUAAACAGUGUAAAAUUUUGUAAAAAAAAUUUUCACGAAUAUUAAUUGUCUCGCACAACGAGUCUGUGUGCAAAAUGUCAGCUCUAUUGGAUCACGGGAAGUGGGUUAAAAAAACGACCGAAAGAUUUGCACGGUCGUAAGCAAGCAAGCAAGCACGGAAGCACGCAAGCAAGCAAGCGAACUUAAUAUAAAGGAUUUAAAAAUGAAGGAAAGCUACUCAAGGCAAGCUGUUUUAAAGGUUUAAAAUGGGCAUAGCCUAAGUGUCAGAAUGAAGUGGGUGGGGCACAAGUGCUGUAAAGUCGUAACUGGCUGUGACGUUUCCAAUUUGUCACCUUCCGAUGUUAGUUUUAGUUUAUCUUCUUGGUUCUUUCGGUAAAGUCACGUAGA